AUGUCUUCAGAGAAGACCCAAGUAUCGGGUGACGCGCCUAGCCACCCUUACCUAUCCAACCCCCCACACUACUUGACAUGUGAAGCUGUCAUCAACGAGCUAGGAACAAACUCAGACGAUGGCCUUACAGCGACCGAAGCGAAACAAAGAAUUGAUAAAUAUGGCGAGAAUAUUCUGGAAGGAGGCGAGGGCGUCUCAUUUGCAAAAAUCAUCAUUCGACAAGUUGCCAAUGCAAUGAUGCUCAUCCUCAUCAUCGCCAUGGCAGUUAGUUUUGGUAUUCAGUCGUGGAUCGAAGGUGGAUUUAUCGCAGCAGUGAUCGCACUCAACGUCUUCGUUGGUGUUUAUCAGGAUUUCGCAGCUGAGAAAACUAUGGACUCUCUUCGUUCCCUGAGCUCUCCCACUGGUGUUGUGACCCGCGAUGGAAAAACCGCCACUGUCCCUUCAAACGAAAUUGUACCCGGUGACAUGGUAGAGUUGAAAGUCGGCGAUACCGUUCCCGCAGAUUUAAGACUGGUUGAAGCUUUCAACUUCGAAACCGACGAAGCUCUCUUAACGGGCGAGUCCUUGCCGGUUCUAAAAGAAUCAGAAUCCACUUUCGACGCUGACACUGGGCCCGGAGAUCGUCUUAACAUCGCAUACAGCUCCUCAACCGUGACCCGCGGACGUGCCAGAGGUGUCGUAGUCAGUACCGGAAUGCAGACAGAAAUCGGUGCUAUUGCCGCAGCCCUGCGCGGAGGAGAUUCAAAACGUCGCCCAGUUAAGCGUGGACCAGAAGGAGAAACCAAAAAGCGCUGGUACAUCGAAGCCUGGACCCUGACUACCACAGAUGCGAUCGGUCGGUUCUUAGGCAUCAAUGUCGGAACACCGCUGCAGAGAAAACUGUCGAAGUUAGCUUUGCUUCUAUUUGGAAUUGCAGUCGUCUUUGCGAUCGUGGUCGCUGCCGCUAAUAACUGGCGCGGUGAUAACGAAGUCAUUAUUUAUGCAGUUGCAACUGGACUGGCUAUGAUUCCGGCAUGUUUGGUCGUUGUCUUGACUAUUACUAUGGCUGUUGGAACGAGGCAGAUGGUACAGAGACAUGUUAUCGUUCGCAAGCUUGACUCUUUGGAGGCUCUUGGUGCGGUAACUAAUAUCUGCUCUGAUAAAACUGGUACCUUGACUCAGGGCCGGAUGGUCGCUAAGCGUGCUUGGAUCCCUUCUGUCGGAACGUAUUCUGUUGGGCCAUCGAACGAUCCAAUUAAUCCUUAUGAAGGUGAUCUGGGCCUUGAGCCAGAGUCUCCAUUGAAACUGGGAAAUGAUUUCAAUAAAGGUCAAUCUAAAAGCCCUGCAGACCUGCUGGAAGGGAAUGAUCAUUUGAAGUCAUUUCUUGAUGUCGCGGCGCUGGCUAAUCUAGCCCAUAUCCACAAGACACCUAGUGAUGAAUGGCAAGCCCGUGGAGAGCCGACUGAUAUUGCCAUCCAAGUAUUUGCGUCUCGCUUUGAUUGGGGAUCCGAUCGUUGGAUUAAGGGUGAAAAGCCGAUUUGGCGACAAAAGGCUGAAUAUCCCUUUGACUCUAGCGUCAAGAAGAUGUCAGUCAUAUUUGCCAAGGAGGAAUCUGAGAUGAUCUUCACGAAGGGUGCCGUCGAGAGAGUUCUCGAGUCCUGCACUACUAUCACAUGGAAGUCCGGUUCAACUCCAGUAUCUUUGGAUGACGAUAUUAGGGAUGAAAUCCUAGAGAACAUGGAAGCCCUUGCAAAGGAAGGCCUUCGAGUUCUUGCCCUGGCCGGUCGAGAAUAUAACCCUGCCUCAACUUCGAAGAGUGACGAAGUUCCUCCUCGGGAAGAAAUUGAACAGGACCUUGUUUUUUACGGACUUAUCGGCCUGUAUGAUCCUCCGCGCCCCGAAACAGCCGGAGCCAUCAGCCAAUGCUACAAGGCAGGAAUCUCUGUCCACAUGGUCACUGGCGAUCAUCCCGGAACAGCACGCGCAAUCGCCGCCCAAGUUGGAAUUAUUCCAGCGAACAUGGAUACGAUUGCAAAGGAUGUUGCGGACGCAAUGGUCAUGACGGCUGGUGAAUUCGAUAAACUCUCAGAAGAUGAAAUUGACAAUCUUCCUACCCUGCCACUUGUAAUUGCUCGCUGCGCACCAAACACCAAGGUCCGCAUGAUCGAGGCGCUGCAUCGUCGUGGUCGUUACGUUGCCAUGACAGGUGAUGGAGUAAACGACUCUCCUUCGCUGAAACGUGCUGAUGUCGGUAUUGCCAUGGGACAAAAUGGCUCGGAUGUUGCAAAGGAUGCAUCUGAGCUUGUUCUCACGGAUGAUAAUUUUGCAUCCAUUAUUAACGGUAUUGAGGAGGGACGUCGCAUCUUUGACAAUAUCCAGAAAUUCGUCCUUCAUCUCCUCGCGGAGAACGUGGCACUCGCCUUAACAUUGCUUAUUGGACUUGCAUUCAAAGAUGAGACGAACCAAUCUGUCUUCCCUAUUUCCCCCGUGGAAAUUAUCUGGAUUAUCAUGAUCACUUCUGGUCUUCCAGAUAUGGGACUGGGAAUGGAGCGAGCGGCUCCAGAUGUGAUGGAUCGGCCACCACAAAGUAAACAAGGUAUCUUCACUUGGGAGGUGAUCAUAGACACUCUGGUAUAUGGCGUGUGGAUGGCAGCACUUUGUCUUUCAGCCUUUGCCCUGGUAAUGUUCCGAUGGGGAGACGGUAACCUCGGAGAAGGCUGCAACACGCAGUAUAAUGACCCAAGCAAGCCUUAUACCUGCGACACCGUCUUCCGUGCCCGCGCAACAACUUUUACCUGCAUGACCUGGUUUGCGCUCUUCCUCGCCUGGGAAAUGAUCGAUCUGCGCCGAAGCUUCUUCCGCAUGCAGCCUGAGUCCAAGCUCUACUUCACGCAAUGGAUGCAUGAUAUCUGGCGCAACCAAUUCCUGUUCUACGGUAUUAUGACUGGAUUUGUACUUGCGUUCCCGAUUCUCUAUAUCCCUGUUAUCAACCACAGUGUUUUCAAACAUUCUUCGAUUUCAUGGGAAUGGGGUGUUGUUUUUGUUGAGACAGUUCUCUUUUUCCUUGGUAUUGAGACUUGGAAGUGGUGCAAAAGGGUGUAUUUCCGUCGCAAGGCAUUCAAGGAGGUGAAGAAAGGCGAGCAACCUGUUGGUGAACGUCGUCGGUUGAGAGAUUUCAGUCGCAAUCCUACUAUGAGUCGAUCGGAGACUCAAGCGACGGGUGAUUUGAAGGUUGAGCAAUCGAUUGUUUGA
Molecule: messenger RNA, 3231 nt
Organism: Penicillium angulare
Lineage: Eukaryota; Fungi; Ascomycota; Eurotiomycetes; Eurotiales; Aspergillaceae
Product: cation-translocating P-type ATPase
Exons: 4
Coding region: 1-3231 (1076 amino acids)
Biological process (GO): calcium ion transmembrane transport; intracellular calcium ion homeostasis
Cellular component (GO): plasma membrane
Molecular function (GO): ATP hydrolysis activity; P-type calcium transporter activity; ATP binding
Source: RefSeq, a predicted model, not a curated record